Vigna radiata var. radiata (mung bean) is the source of this 1062-nucleotide messenger RNA. RefSeq lists its product as uncharacterized. The coding region runs from base 85 to 1062 and encodes 325 amino acids. The record is from RefSeq and is a predicted model, not a curated record. The transcript has 5 exons. NCBI's taxonomy places the organism in Eukaryota, Viridiplantae, Streptophyta, Magnoliopsida, Fabales, Fabaceae.
AGAAAAGUUGCACAAGACCUUCAGAAAAAAAAUCUCCACCCACACAGAUUGUCUCGUGGAGGAUAUGAUAGGUUAGAGGAGAUUAUGAUCCGUGAGGCCUCUUCCUUAGCUACCGGUGAUCAGUCAGAUUUGGUAUCUCCACCUCCACGUCAUGAGAAAUGGAAGAGAGCUCGCACUAAGCCAUCAGGAGAAUACACUUCCGAAGAAACUCGACUUGUAGCGGAGAAGAUUGAUAACUUAGUGGAAAAAAGCUCUCAAGGAUCAUUCACUCAAGAAGGCCGGGAUGACAUAUUAGCGGUUGCCAUUGGACGUCCGGAGCAUCCAGGAUAUAUCUGUGGUGUUGGACAAGGGGUAGGACUCAAGCAAUUCUUUGGUGGUCCUACUCGAAAGGUUACUUUAUCACAACUUAGUGAAUCCGAUAAAAAGGUGUUAAAAAAUGAGUUUAAGAAAGAAUUGUUCCCAAAAUUGAGGGAUGAGUUAUUGGCAGAAAUGAAAUCAGAGAUGGCAUCCAUAGGAUUGGCUAUUCAAGUUCCACCAAAGGGGGCUUCCCAUGUUGCUAGCACAAAGGGGAGUUGUCCUCUUCCUGAGGAAUCAGGGGAUGGUGCUGAUGUCCCUGUUGAUUGUGAAUUGUAUGUUGAUGAUCCCCACUUGCAUUUGAUGGCUUUAGGUAAAAUAUAUAAUUUGGGAAGCACCAUCCACCUUGAGGCUAUUACAGAUGAUAUGUUGAGAGUGGUGGUUGUAGAUAUUAAAGAUUCUUCUGCUCGUGUUCCUCUGCCUAGUGAGGAGGUUCAAACAGUGGGACAAGCUCCAGGAAAUUUUAUCAUUUGGCCAGCCAGAUUGGCAAAGCCAAUUUUAGACAUUUCUAAGAAGACAAACAUUGUUACACCUCCUCAACCACAAUUAAAGUACAAAGUCGAUCUGUCUUUCACUCUUGUCGUUUUCUCUGAUUCACUGUCUGAUGCUCAUCAUCUGCGAGUUCAUUAUAUCCGUCUUCCACUAUAUCUCAUACAUCUUAGGAUCUCAGAAGAACCUUCAUCUACAAAGACCAAUUAUCAUAAUUGA